AUGGGUUCUCUAGGGCCUCUUGGGGGAGUACUGGACGACUCAUGGCCUGCGAAAAGCCCAAUCGACGUGCCAGAGGAGCGCUCCACUCAUUUGCCGCAUCAGAUGACGCCGCCUCUACCGGCCACCCCAGACAAUGUCAAUGACAUAUCUGUUCCGAGUCCAUCGCAGUCAACUGUAGAGGGAACCACAGCAAGAGCCGAUUUGAUAGACCUUCAGAGAGACUUCCGAGAUGAUAUGCAGGCUUAUCUCCCAGUCGGUACCCUAGAGAGCCAGCAAGCACUCGCACCCGAGUACAUAUCCAGUCUUCAACUACUAGCUCAAAACAGGUGGAUAGGUGUCCGCGCAACUGAAAUAAGCAAUGGAAUCCGCAUAUACGUCAAUACUAUCCUGGCAAGCCGCACGAGCUCUCAAAAGGGCAUUGGAAAGCUGAGAAAAUCGUUGAAAUUCAUUAUGUCCAAAGUCGACUCUUCUCCUGACGCGUGGGAGGGCCACCGAGAUCCUCAGGUACAGAACAGGGAUAUGGUUCCUGCAGCAGAAGAAGAGUCAUUGUGGCAUAUCUACAACACGCUGCAGAAUCCUAAGCCGAAUGCUGGGACCAUGAAAGAUCCCUGGUCCAGACGAGCUAUGGAAGAAGUGCUCUCUGGUGGCGACUUCAAGGAGUAUGGGCUGAAGACUGAUCUGUUUCCGUAUCAGCGGAGAUCGGCAGCUAUGAUGAUCCAACGGGAGGCGCAGCCUGCUUUGAUGUUGGAUCCGAGGUUGCAGGAGCUCAAGACUCCGUUAGGGCUUCCCUAUUAUUACGACAAAGAAGAAGGCUGUAUCGUUAGGGAGAAGUCUGUUUAUUCAGAGGCAUGUGGAGGUAUUCUAGCGGAGACCAUGGGCGGCGGUAAAACUCUCAUUUGUCUUGCAGUCAUAUGGGCCACCCGAGGCCAUUUACCCCAAAUCCCCGUUCAAUAUCAGUCUCCGCAAGACAAGCCCAACUCAACACCAAUCCGUGAGAGAACUGGUUCUCUUAUGGAUAUGGCUGCGGCGGCAGCUGGCCGGCACUCUAAGCCCUGGAAAAGCUUUUUCCUCGACAGGCAGCUCCAGGAGAAUAUGAUCUAUAAGCGAUGUAUUGAAGCCUGCAAGCGAAACCCUGGCUCGUACGAGAUUCCACCACCACCUUCCAGGUACCAAGGCCGCAAUAGCACCUCGUAUCCUCGACCACCGGCUAAGCGUAUUCUCAUUUGCUCGGGUACCCUUGUCAUUGUGCCCAAGAACUUGGUCGAUCACUGGGAAAGCGAAAUUGCAAAGCAUACCGAAGGCCUCGAAGUUCUGGUCUUGCGUAACAGCGCCCAGAAGACUCCAUCUGCGGAAGAGCUUCUUGAUUACGACAUCGUGCUAUUCGACCGGCACCGAUUCGAAAGAGAGGCUGGAGAACCGCUUCACAAUCGAAGUGUCAAAUGGAAUCGGAUCGACUCACCGUUAACUCAGCUCCAUUGGCUGCGUGUUAUUGUCGACGAAGGUCACAAUGUUGCUGGAAACGGAGGGAAGACUAACAUGAGCCACCUCCUCGACCAGCUCCACAUCGAACGCCGCUGGGUCAUCUCCGGUACACCUUCAGCUGGGCUGUAUGGGGUUGAGAUCAGUCUUGCAUCUCAAGAAGCUAGUGCCAGGGAGACAGAAUCUCCUGAAAGGGCCACAGCAGCCGCCCUGGAAGCACGGAACAAAACCGGAAAUGCUAUAAACAAUGAAAUGAAGACUCUCAACCAACUUCGACGGAUCGUCGUUGAUUUUCUCGGCUUGAAGCCCUGGUCCAACUCAAAGGGGGAUGAUCCCGCAGACUGGACUACGUAUAUGAAGCCAAUUGGAGAAGAUGGCAAACGGCGGAAGAGUCUUGCUAUCCGGGCCACUCUCCAAGGAUUGGUGGUGCGCCACCAAUUAGAUGUUGUGCACCAGGAGAAUAUCCUCCCGCCGCUCUACAACAAGCCAGUCUACCUAGAACCGACCUUCUAUGACAAACUGUCCAUCAACUUGUUUAUCUUUGGCCUGGCGGUGAACUCGAUCACAUCUGAGCGGCAAGGGCCGGAUUACAUGUUUGCGCCGAGCAAUCGGAAAGAUCUGAAUCUGUUGAUUUCCAAUUUGCGACAGGCUGGGUUCUGGUGGAUUGGGUCCAAUGUCAACUUAGAGGACUCACUCAAGCAUGCCACCAAGUAUAUGGACAAGAAUCUGAGAAAGAUGUCCAAGCCAGAUAUUGAGACGCUUGAACAUGGGAUGAAAAUUGCUCGUCGAGCUUUAGGAUCGAUUGGCUGGAACCACUUCAAGCAACUGCAGGAACUUGGAGUAUAUCUUAUGAAUUUCCCCGAGGAUCAUCGAAUGCAUUGGUCGCUGAGCCCCGACAAUUCAGAACGAAAUCCAAUGCUCAUGGGUAUUACGCAGGCUCGCUAUGCACAAAAACAUGUUACUGAGCAUCUCCGGUCUCUCGAUCCAACGGAGGGCUUCUCGGGCGCAGGCAUCAGUACCCGGAAGGAACUGUCAGAGCGUGAUGCGAAGAACAAGCCCAAAAAGGGCGCCCCUGAGUCAUCUGCCUCAAGACCUUCGAUCGCAAACUGUUCCGAUCACUUCCCCGAUGACUCUCCCCUCAACAAGACCCAGCUCGUCGCCACUGCCUCUGCAAAAUUGACCUAUCUCCUGGAUCAAAUCAUCAAAUACCAAGCGACAGAAAAGAUAAUCAUCUUCUACGAAAAUGACAACACCGCUUUCUGGAUCGCUGAAGGCCUAGAGCUCCUAGGCAUCGAGUUCCGAAUCUACGCCAGCACCCUCAAAACGGGACAGCGAACAGAGUACCUGCGCCUGUUCCGGGAGACAGACCAAAUCCGCGUUCUCCUAAUGAGCCUCAGCCAGGCCGCCCAUGGGCUGCACAUCGCGCAAGCCUCCCGAGUCUACAUUGUGAACCCAAUCUGGCAGCCCACAAUCGAGAGCCAAGCCAUCAAACGAGCUCACAGAAUCGGCCAAACGCGGCCGGUCUACGUUGAAACGCUGGUACUGAGAGAUACAUUGGAGCACCGCAUGUUACUUCGCCGGAAGGAAAUGACCGAGGCGGAGAUGCAGAAUGCAGAGAAGAGUCUUCUGGAUGAUAAUACCAUGAGCGAUAUCAUUCAGAAUGAGCCUUUUCUGGCUAUGGCGGAUGAGUCGGAUACAGGCGCCGCGUAUCUUGAGAAUCCGACUGGGUUCUUUGAUCGGCAUCGUCUUCCUAUCCCCGAUGACGAGGAUGUUCCUAUGCGAAGCCCCACGGAUAAACGGGCUCUGACGACGGACUUUGAUGCAGAUAUGGGGGGAUAUGUCGCCGAAGCCAAAGAAACGGAAGGGUAUUGGUUUUGCGGAUGA
Penicillium chermesinum is the source of this 3363-nucleotide messenger RNA. RefSeq lists its product as uncharacterized. The transcript is spliced from 3 exons. Lineage: Eukaryota; Fungi; Ascomycota; Eurotiomycetes; Eurotiales; Aspergillaceae. Gene Ontology annotation, molecular function: ATP binding; ATP-dependent chromatin remodeler activity. The record is from RefSeq and is a predicted model, not a curated record. The coding region runs from base 1 to 3363 and encodes 1120 amino acids.